AUGGUUCUACAGAAUCUGAUCGCCAGAGUCAGCGAUGGCCUUAUUCUUGCCACAUCAAUUGAAGGAGCCGAUGACGUAUGUUCAUUUGGCUGUGUAUAACAUGUUUUUAGCCAGAUAUGGUCAAAUACACGACUCAAGCCAAGAAGUUGUUCAGGAAAUUAAACACGCAGGGCACACCGAAUCCUCAGAUUGUUGAAAGUGGUCCGUAUUUGUUCUAGUAAGUGUUAUAUUUGAGUAUUUCAUGUUUUAGUUAUAUUGUUAAAGGUCCGAUCUGUGCCUUAGCUCUUUGUGAGCGGAACUUCCCUCGUCAAUCAGCCUUCAGUUUCUUAGAAGACGUAGCAAACGAGUUCAUUGGACAGUAUGGUGCUCAGAUUGAUAGAAUUACCCGACCUUAUCAUUUCUUGGAGUUUGGUAAGAUUUUAUAUUAUUUUAGAUAUACCUCGUUUUUAAUUAUAACUUAUUAGAAUAAUUUUACCUUGAUUUUAAGUGAGGAUAUUAAAUACCACAGCCAGGUUAAACUCUAUAAUUCAAAGUUUUUUAUAAGGUUUGCAUGUUAUAUUGUUUUAGACUCAUACAUUCAACAGGCCAAGAGAAAAUACGGAGAUAGAAACAGAUAUGCGAUGUCAGCAGUAAGUACAGAGCUACAAGAUGUCACUCGAAUUAUGGUGUCUAAUAUUGAAGAUGUUAUUCAUAGAGGAGAAGCUUUAAACAGUAAGUUUGUUUAAUAAUAUUGUUGUAGAUCUGUUGUUCUAAUAUCGCAUAUAAUACUUUCGUGGGUAAUAUAUAAUAAGUAAUAAUAUUUUUUCUAGUUUUGGAGACGAGAGCCUCUGAUCUGUCUGACCUUUCUAAAAAGUACAGGGAAGAUGCACGACAACUGAAUCGUCGAAGUGCCAUGAUCAAGAUAUUUAUGGGUAUCGGAAUUGCGGGAGCCAUUUUCUUAUUCCUUCGGUUCUUCAUCUUUUGA
Messenger RNA from Bursaphelenchus okinawaensis, 964 nucleotides. The record is from the annotation of a GenBank genome assembly. Lineage: Eukaryota; Metazoa; Nematoda; Chromadorea; Rhabditida; Aphelenchoididae.